This is a messenger RNA of Chaetura pelagica (chimney swift), 813 nucleotides long. RefSeq names its product 1-acyl-sn-glycerol-3-phosphate acyltransferase alpha-like. Gene Ontology annotation, cellular component: endoplasmic reticulum; membrane. The transcript has 6 exons. The record is from RefSeq and is a predicted model, not a curated record. Gene Ontology annotation, molecular function: 1-acylglycerol-3-phosphate O-acyltransferase activity. Gene Ontology annotation, biological process: phosphatidic acid biosynthetic process. NCBI's taxonomy places the organism in Eukaryota, Metazoa, Chordata, Aves, Apodiformes, Apodidae. Bases 1 to 813 code for a protein of 270 amino acids.
AUGGAGCUUCUGCUCCUUCACUACCCGUUCACUGUGCUGUUCGUUGCCUUUCUAGUCCUUUACCAGCUGCAUCCUGCAUUCAAAUACUUCUGCAAGAUGACCUUCUACAAUGUGUGGCUCCUGACCCUGAGCGUCCUGGUGAUCAUAUGCAGUAUCCCUCGGGGACGUAACGUGGAGAACAUGAAGUAUUUCCGCAUUUCACUCCUGCCACUCAAAUACAUCUUGGGUAUCAAGAUAGUGGUGAAGGGCAAGGAGAACCUCAGGACUAAGAAACCUUUCGUCCUCGUGUUAAAUCACCAGACCUCCCUUGACAUUUUGGUGAUGAUGGACAUCUUACCAAACCGCUGCGCGCCCAUCACAAAGAAGGAGAUCCUGUACAUGGGCACCUUUGGCCUGGCCUGCUGGCUUGCAGGGCUCAUUUUCAUUGACCGCAAGAAGAAGAAAGAGUCUAUCAGUACCUUGACAGAGGUGGCCCACUCCCUGCACAAAGAAAAUUUACGUGUCUUGAUCUUCCCUGAAGGAACGCGAAAUCAUGAUGGCUCCAUGUUGCCUUUCAAAAGUGGGGCCUUCCAGCUGGCUGUGAAAGCUCAGGUUCCCGUUAUUCCUGCAGUGAUCUCUUCCUACUGUGACUUCUACAACCAGAAAGAGAAGAGAUUUACACGAGGGACAAGCAUCAUCCAGAUCCUGCCAGAAGUGAAGACACUGGGGCUGGGCCCGGGUGAUGUUCCCAAGCUCACGGCGCAGGUCCGUGACUCCAUGCUCGUCACCUACCAGCAGAUAUCAGGAAUGAUCAAUGGGGCUUCCCAAGAGUGA